This is a messenger RNA of Seminavis robusta, 696 nucleotides long. The record is from the annotation of a GenBank genome assembly. NCBI's taxonomy places the organism in Eukaryota, Bacillariophyta, Bacillariophyceae, Naviculales, Naviculaceae.
AUGUGCUGUGUUACCAUGAAACGCCCCCGCUUUGACUCUGAUGAUGAAAGUUCCUCCGGUGAUUCUUUCGGUACAUGCACAAGCCGCAAGAAGAUUCGGUGCAUCAUGUCCGAGCUACCGGAGCGAAUGCACAAACAACCUCUCGACCAAGAGCGUCGCCCAGAUGACACGCUACAGUCGUUGACGAGUGCAGGAGUUCCUUACUAUGCCUUUGACAGUCAAUCGUUGGCUGGUUUCUUCUAUCCUCCAACGGCCAAAGAGAUCAAGGCUUACGAUCACACCGUGCUAAAUGCCGUUCGUCAACAAGACUAUGGCACCCUGCGGGCUCUCUACAGCCAGGGACGUCCCCUCAAGUGCAGCAACGCAUUUGGAGAAUCUCUCUUGCAUUUGGCUUGUCGCAAGGGCAUGUACCAAAUGACUCGGUUUCUGGUGGACGAGUGUCAUGUCCCUCUGCGAAUCUGCGAUGAUUUUGGUAGAACGCCUCUGGCCGAUGCUUGUUGGACUGCAGAGCCCAACUUUGACUUGAUUGACUUUAUCCUAGAGAGAGAACCCGAUCUUCUUUUCAUCAAAGAUAGACGUGGAAGUACACCAUUGGGUUAUGUGAGGCGGCCUCAGUGGAAGCUAUGGAAUCAGUACUUGCAAUCCAAAUCAAAUCAUCAGGGCUUUUUUCAGCCAAGAGUCGUUCUCAGCAAAUGA